Messenger RNA from Scomber scombrus (Atlantic mackerel), 1023 nucleotides. RefSeq names its product tetraspanin-9. The coding region runs from base 233 to 952 and encodes 239 amino acids. Gene Ontology annotation, cellular component: membrane. Lineage: Eukaryota; Metazoa; Chordata; Actinopteri; Scombriformes; Scombridae. The record is from RefSeq and is a predicted model, not a curated record. The transcript has 9 exons.
ACCCUCCUCCUCUUUCUGCAGCCAUCGACGAAACUUCAAAGCCGACUUCACAGCGUACAAACGUCGGAUUUUAAAUGCUUUCUACACCGGAUGAUGCUGUGAAGGGAGGCAUGUGAAAGUUACAGCGCCUGAUACAUUUUACCGGGACGAUGAGCUCCGGUUUGUAGCCAAAGGUAGACCACUCCAGCUUCUCGGUUCAUCUGCUUGUUGAAGUGUGACUGUUGAUUUAAUCAUGGCUCGCGGCUGCAUCUGCUGUGUUAAAUACAUGCUCUUCCUCUUCAACCUGCUCUUUUGGCUGGGCGGGUGCGGGCUGCUCGGUGUCGGCGUGUGGCUGUCGGUUUCCCAGGGUAGCUUUGCCACGCUGUCGCCCUCGUUCCCGUCGCUCUCCGCCGCCAACCUCAUCAUCACCCUCGGCACCGUUGUCAUGGUGACGGGAUUCCUGGGUUGCCUGGGUGCAAUCAAGGAGAACAAGUGCCUGCUGCUGAGCUUUUUCAUCGUUCUGUUGAUCAUCCUGUUGGCCGAACUGAUCCUCCUCAUCCUGUUCUUUGUCUACACCGACAAGGUGAAUGAAAAUGCCAGACGGGACCUGAAAGAAGGGCUGGUGCUCUACAACACGGAAAACAACGCUGGACUGAAGAAUGCAUGGAACACCAUACAGGGAGAGUGGCGGUGUUGUGGAGUCAUGAACCAUAAUGACUGGUACACUGCCCUGCAAGUCAACGUGGUUCCUGACCGCUGCUGCCAGCAGAUUUACGAGGGCUGCGGACGCAACGCCUCCAACGUCUUCUGGACACGGGGUUGCUAUGAGAAAGUAGAGGAGUGGCUGGAUGACAAUAAACACGUCCUGGGAACCAUCGCCAUGUGUGUGUUGGUCAUUCAGCUCCUUGGUAUGGCUUUCUCCAUGACGCUUUACCAACAGAUCCACCGAGGAGGGAAGAAAUACGAAGCUUGACGGAAUUCAGCCGCUCAUUUAAUACACUCAACCUUUAGAUACAUAAAAUGUAUCUUCUUUUUUUUUGCUCA